UUGGAAGAACAAAACAUGAUUUUAGAGGCUAACCAGCCCACUCGCAAAUCCUCCAAGGCACCCUCGGAUCUUGUCGCAUUCGAUGAAGAAGUGAAGACAUUUGCAAAGAAAUAUGGUGUUAUGUAUGAGAUGUUCCUGCUGAAUGCUGAACUGCUCAAGAAGGCUUUGCUGGUGUCUGCUCUGCCAUUUGAACAAGCUGCUUGA
Molecule: messenger RNA, 204 nt
Organism: Suillus subalutaceus
Lineage: Eukaryota; Fungi; Basidiomycota; Agaricomycetes; Boletales; Suillaceae
Exons: 1
Source: RefSeq, a predicted model, not a curated record